AUGUUCGCAUGGUCCUAUGAUGACAUGCCAGGAUUAAGCACCAACAUUGUCUCGCAUCGACUACCCACUAACCCUACUAGACCGUUGGUCAAGCAGAAACCCAAGAAGUUCAAACCUGAUUUAAGUCUAAGGAUAAAAAAAGAACUAACCGAACAGAUAAAAGCCAUUGUAGUAAGGGUCACCAACUAUCCAAGCUGGUUGGCAAACAUCGCCCCAGUGCACAAGAAGGAUGGUAAGAUCAAAAUAUAUAUGGACUACCGCGAUCUCAACAAAGCUAGUCCAAAGGAUGAUUUCCCUCUGCCAAAUAUCCACAUCCUCAUCGACAAUUGUGCGAAGCAUGAACUGUACAGUUUGAAGUUGAACCUAGCCAAGUAUGCAUUCGGAGUCCCCGCUGGGAAACUAUUUGGUUUCAUUGUAAGCAGGAAGGGGAUAGAACUGGAUCCAUCAAAAAUAAAGGCUAUCCAGGAAUUACCAUCACCAAAGAGCAAGAAAGAUGUCAUGAGUCUCCUGGGCAGGCUGAAUUAUAUCAGUCGUUUCAUAGCCCGGUCCACAGUAAUAUGUGAACCCAUUUUCAAGCUGUUGAAGAGGGAUGUUGCCACAAAAUGGACGGGGGAGUGUCAGAAAGCCUUCGACAGAAUCAAAGAGUAUCUUUCAAACCCGUCAGUGCUGGUUCCCCCCGAACUAGGGAAACCAUUGUUGCUCUAUUUGUUAGUCUUAGACAACGCCUUUGGGUAUGUGUUGGGGCAGCAUGACGAAACUGGGAGAAAUGAGCGGGCCAUCUACUACUUAAGCAAGAAGUUCACACCAUGUGAGGCCAAGUAUACCUUGAUAGAACGCACUUGUUGUGCCCUGACUUGGAUUGCUCAUAAUCUAAGGCAUUACAUGUACGCAUACACUAUGCAUCUGAUAUCUCGGAUCGACUCGCUCAAGUACAUUCUUCAUAAGCCAAUGCCUACCAGGAAGCUAGCCAAAUGGCAAAUUCUCCUCAACAAAUUUGACAUUGUGUACAUAACUCAUAAGGCUAUCCAAGGGCAAGCUUUAACCGACCACCUUGCUGAGAAUCCAGUGGAUGGAGAUUACGAACCUCUUACCACGUAUUUCAUUGAUGAAGAAGUACUAUUUUCCAGGGAGGAUAUUGUAGAAUCAUACUGCAGGUGGAGAAUGUUUUUCGAUGGAGCAGCAAAUUUCAAACGAGUUGGAAUUAGGGAAGUCCUGAUUUCGGAAUCUGGACAACACUACCCAGCAUCGGCAAAGAUAAGAUUUCAUUGUACCAAUAAUAUGGCUGAAUACGAAGCGUGCAUCCUUGGAAUCAAAAUGCAUCCAAACAAGAACUACAUUGACCCUAUAGAGGUAGAGAUCAGGGAUCAACAUGACUAUUGCUUCUAUGUAGAUGAAGAACCUGAUGGUAAACCAUGGUAUCACGACAUUAAGAGAUUCCUUGCAACCAGAGAAUACCCGAAUAAUGCAACAAAUGGUCAAAAGCAAGCCCGCAGGAGGUUGGAAAACCACUUCUUCCGUAAUGGGGAAGUCUUAUACAGGAGGACCCCAAACAUAGGUUUGCUGAGAUCUGUAGACGCCACUGAAGCAACCAGACUGUUGGAAGAAAUACAUGCAGAGAUGUGCGAGCCCCACAUGAACGGGUUCAUAUUAGCCAAGAAAAUUUUGAGAGCUGGACACUUUUGGAUGACUAUGGAAAGUAACAGUAUCUGCUACGUGCAGAAGUGUCACCAGUGCCAGAUUCACAGAGAUUUCAUACGGGUUCCACCAAAUGAGUUAAAUGUAAUGGGUUCACCGUGGUCAUUUGCCUCAUGGCGCAUGGACGUGAUUGGAACCAUAAAGCCUGCAGCAUCAAACAAACAUCGUUUCAUCUUGGUGGCUAUCGACUAUUUCACCAAAUGGGUUAAGGCAUCUACUUACAAGGCCGUCGCAAAGAAGGUAGUGGCAGAUUUUGUCCGAAACAACAUUUUCUGCCGAUUUGGAAUACCGUAG
This is a messenger RNA of Nicotiana tabacum (common tobacco), 1989 nucleotides long. The record is from RefSeq and is a predicted model, not a curated record. NCBI's taxonomy places the organism in Eukaryota, Viridiplantae, Streptophyta, Magnoliopsida, Solanales, Solanaceae.